UAAAAACAUCUGCAACUCUGUAUGUUCUUUGGAUUUCAACUCUGAAUGUUCAGGAAAUGAUCACUGACCAGCCACUGCUCUCCACUCAGACGCCUCAGACUCUGCACUCUGCCCCGUCCCUGCCGUCCCUGCCCUCCGUCCAGUCGCCACAGACCUUGUCCUCUGUCCAGUCGCCACAGACCCUGCCAUCUACCCCAGCACUGCUGUCCCUACCCUCCAACCAAGGGCUGCAGUCCAUGCACUCUGACCAAGCACAGCCGUCCUUACUCUUCGCCCAGGCACCGCUGGCCCUAACAUCUGCCCAGGCGCUGUCGACCAUGCCCUCUGCCCAAGUACCAUCAACUUGGCUCUCCUCCCAGGCACCAGCGAACCAGCCCUCCACUCAGGUACCGCCAACCCUGCCGUCCUCUCAAUUGUCACUGGUCACAGCCUCAGGGCUGCUGGCCCCACCCUCUGACCAAGCACUGCUGCCCCCCCACUCUAACCAGGCUCCACAAGUGAUUACCAUUGAGGACCAGACACCAGCUUAUCCAUCCAUUGAGCCACCUGUAAUCAUACUUGAAGACCAAGAAGGGCAACUUUCUGUAUCUCCACCCCAGUCUCCGCUACAUCCACUGGAUUUGUGUUUGGAUGAGACUGAUCUACAGACUAUAUUAAAAAAACUGGCUAGCAAAGUUGAUAUGAGUGCCUGUCCAACAAGCAACCAAAUAAAUGUAUGCAGGGACAGGAUUUUAGAAUCUAGCCUGCAUGCAUUUAAAAGACGACGGUUUAACCCAGCAGCAAAACUGGAUGUUGUUUUUGUGGAUGAGGAUGAGAAAUCUGAAGGUGCAGUUGAUGAAGGAGGUCCAACACGAGAGUACUUGAGGCUGUUAAUGAGGGCCAUACUUCAGUCAAAUAUCUUUGAGGGGCAUGAGGAGGACCGACGUUUGGCUUUAGACACUAAAGCACUGGAGUCUAAACUAUACACAUGGAUAGGAAAAAUGAUAUCCGUUUGUUUAGUGCAUGGAGGCAUUGGCCCACACUUUUUCUCAGAGAGGCUUUAUCAGCAGAUUUGUGGCAUACCGUUACAUCCCACCCUGGUAGAGGAAGUUUGUAACCAUUCGUUCAGGGAGCAGCUGAUCAAAAUACAGGAUGCAAAAACAGUCAGGGAGGCAAAUGAAGCAAUUAUGGAGGCAGCAGACAGCCUGAGCAUUGUCGGUGCAUUAAGACAUGUAUCUAACCUGGAGGAGAAGGAUUCACUUGUGCAGUCUGCUGCAGAUUUCUUUGUAAACGGAAGAGUACGCACUGCGUUGGAACAGUUUGCAGAGGGUUUAAGGACUCUUGGCUUGCUGGAGGAGCUGCAGAAAAACUCUGGACUGUUUUAUGAUUUGUUUGUCAGUGAGGAGAGACCACUCCUAGCACGGGACAUGUGCACCCUUUUUGAAGUUCGUUUUUCCAUGCAAGGCAGCAACAGAAGGGCUAGAGAAAAUCAAACAAUAUGCUUUUGGAGAGACUGGUUGAUCGAUAUUGAAGAAGGAGAAUGCAGUCCCAUUACACUUGAAAUGAUACUGGAGUUUGCCUCUGGAGCAUCCACGGUGCCUCCACUAGGAUUUCCCCAUCGUCCACAAAUUGAGUUCCUCCAUGAGGCCAACAAAAUCUUUCCAGAAGCAAACACUUGCCUUAUAGUACUCCGUCUUCCAGUACACACAGACUAUGAAUCUUUCACAAAGUAUAUGAAAGAGGGUGUUCUGCAGGCCCCUACUUUUGGUGUUGCAUAAGCAGCCAGUAAGUGUACCAGUUAAUUCACAGUUCUUUCAAAAUAAAAUUGUUGGGAAGUUUUGAAUUUGUUUUUAAGAGUGCUCUUAAACACACUGUAAAGGUUUUAUAUGGCUAAGCUCAAAUUGAAAGCAAGAUUGAAAUAAAUAUAAUAAAAUAAUAAAAAUAAUAAAAUAAAUACUUAAAUGCAGUACUGUUCAAAGGUUUGUCAAUUGCCAUAUAUUUCAUUUAUUAGUUCUAGAAUUCUGUGAAUAUGUUUGUUUAUUAGGAUUUUAACAUCAUGUUUUACACUCUUUGGUUACGUUCACAAGGUUAUAUCAAACUCAGUCACAGACAAUUUAGUGUCUCCAAAUCACCUCACUUGCAUGUUUUUGGAGUGUGGGAGGAAAACCGGAGCACCCGGAGUAAACCCACGCAGACACAGAGAGAACAUGCAAACUCCACACAGAAAGGACAUUCAUGUACAUUCAAUUUUGGCUGGAAUUUUUCCUUAAGGUUUAGUCCAAUUGCAUCAUGCUUCCUCUCUGCCUAUGCUGAUCCCUGCUCUAACCAAGGAGACCAAAGCUAACCCACGCCCCCUCCGACACUUGGGCAGCAAGCCGCAUGCAUCUUAUUACCCACACACACCGGCUAGGCAGAGCUGAGAAUCAGAAUUUAAAUUUAAAUAUACAUAUUUAAAUUAUGCCAUUUCUCCUUAAGAAUUAACAUUCCUUAUAAACUAUUUCUAUAUUUACCUAAUUGGUUUUUAUAUUGUUGCAGACAUUAAUUCUGAAAGUUUUAAUUGUAGUGAAAAUGUUACUUUACAACCAUGCAUUUAGCCAAGUGUUCUUUGACAGAUGUUUAUUUUCUUUUUGUCAGACAUUCUUAAAAAAUGUAGUUAAGUCAAU
Trichomycterus rosablanca is the source of this 2642-nucleotide messenger RNA. RefSeq names its product G2/M phase-specific E3 ubiquitin-protein ligase-like. The transcript is spliced from 7 exons. The coding region runs from base 57 to 1757 and encodes 566 amino acids. Gene Ontology annotation, molecular function: ubiquitin protein ligase activity. The record is from RefSeq and is a predicted model, not a curated record. NCBI's taxonomy places the organism in Eukaryota, Metazoa, Chordata, Actinopteri, Siluriformes, Trichomycteridae. Gene Ontology annotation, biological process: protein polyubiquitination.